UACCCGUUGUUAUUGAGGGUUUAGGGUUUUACUCCAUUUUCAGCAAAAACCCUUCACAUCUUCCCCAAAAAACCCCAAAAUCUCGCAGUGAAAAACCAAAAAAAUGGGUAGCAGCCAAGCAGCAGUAUCAUUCCUCACGAACGUUGCACGCGCCGCCUUCGGUCUAGGCAUCAGCGCCACGGUUCUCAACUCCUCCCUCUACACCGUCGACGGUGGACAACGCGCCGUCCUCUUCGACAGAUUCCGUGGAGUCAUCGACGAUACCGUCGGCGAAGGAACUCAUUUCCUCGUCCCAUGGCUUCAAAAGCCUUUCAUAUUCGAUAUCCGUACUAGGCCCCACACAUUUUCCUCCGUUUCAGGCACAAAGGAUCUCCAGAUGGUCCACCUCACCCUCCGGGUCCUCUCACGCCCCGAAGUUUCACGCCUUCCCGCCAUUUUCAAAACCCUAGGUCUCGAAUACGACGAGAAAGUCCUCCCUUCGAUCGGCAACGAGGUUUUGAAAGCCGUCGUAGCUCAAUUCAACGCGGAUCAGUUACUCACGGAGCGUCCACAAGUAUCAGCUUUAGUUCGCGAGAGCUUGAUCCGACGUGCUAAGGAUUUCAACAUCGUGCUCGAUGACGUGGCAAUUACACACUUGUCAUACGGUGCGGAGUUCUCUAAAGCUGUGGAGCAGAAGCAGGUGGCUCAGCAGGAAGCGGAGCGGUCCAAGUUUGUUGUGAUGAAGGCUGAGCAAGAGAGGAGGGCAGCGAUUAUUAGGGCCGAGGGAGAGAGUGAGUCGGCUAAGUUGAUUUCGGAUGCCACUGCAGCUGCUGGUAUGGGAUUAAUUGAACUCAGGAGAAUCGAGGCGUCUAGGGAAGUUGCUGCUACCAUGGCUAAGACUCCGAACGUGGCUUACUUGCCUAAGCAAGGCAACAUGCUUCUCGGUCUCAAUGCCUCACGUUGAAUAGGUAGUCUACCUUCAUCUGUUCUUCCGAUUAUGACCAAAGUAAUGGCUUCAUUUCAGUUUUGGGGUAUAGUUCGUUUAUCCUUACAAUAGGUCCUACUUUUAGUGCAAAUUGAUUAGAUUCAUGUAUUUUACUGACUUAUGGCAUAUGUGAAUGGCUAAAUGAAAGGUGCUUCGGGAUAUAUAAACCAUUUUCACGUGGAGGGAAAAAGUUGACUUUUAUGGAAGAGAAAUGGAGUGAAUAUGUAAGACCACCAGUUUAUUCCCUUGGACCAUUGAGUGGUAAGGACUUAUUAUUAACAGCAAGCAAGGACUAAUUUUAGUUAAUUUUAGGAAUGUUGGAGUUUUUGCUCAGAAGGGGAGCCUUGGCGUAACUGGUAAAGUUGUCUCCAUGUGACCAGGAAGUCACGGGUUCAAGCCGUGGAAACAGCCUCUUGCAGGUAUGCAGGGUAAGGCUGCGUAGAAUAGACCCUUGGGGUCCGGACCCCGCACAUAGCGAGAGCUUAGUGCACCGGGCUGCCCUUUUUGGAGUUUUUGCUGAAUUUUUAUCAGAAAACUACAGCUUGUGUUUUUUGUUUUUUUCUUUGGUGGGGUUGAAAAAGAAGUGGGCACAAUCUGCUGAAUAAUCCUUGAAACUAAUUUUCAUGAACAAUUUUUGGGGAUAUUUCUUUUGUAUUGCAUUCAAAGUUUUAUUUUUGCACUGGUGAAUUGGGCAGAUAUACUAGUUGUAAGGUCCUCUAGGAGAUGUUGCUUCCGUUAGAACCAAAGAUAUUUGGAAGAGGUUUAAGCUGUAGCAAUGAUCAAAGUAUAGUUUUGUGAUUAUGCUACAGUCUGCAGUAUUUUGUCUUGUGUUUGCUUGGUGGCUUCACCAAAUACUUGUUAUAUACAAUGUCAGCUUAAUCUUUCUUGUUUGAGGUAUUCAA
This is a messenger RNA of Nicotiana tabacum (common tobacco), 1866 nucleotides long. RefSeq names its product prohibitin-3, mitochondrial. Gene Ontology annotation, cellular component: membrane; mitochondrion. The record is from RefSeq and is a predicted model, not a curated record. Gene Ontology annotation, biological process: mitochondrion organization. NCBI's taxonomy places the organism in Eukaryota, Viridiplantae, Streptophyta, Magnoliopsida, Solanales, Solanaceae.